AGUGUCGACAUCAUUGUCUCGUGUUGUUGUGCGUUUUUUUCUGGUCGUGGCAAAGGUGGAAAAGGUCUCAGCAAAGGGGGUGCGAAACGUCAUCGCAAGGUUCUCCGCGAUAACAUCCAGGGGAUCAGCAAGCCAGCGAUCCGCCGUUUGGCGCGUCGUGGUGGUGUGAAGCGCAUCUCCGGUCUCAUCUACGAGGAAACUCGUGGUGUGCUGAAGGUGUUCCUGGAGAACGUCAUCCGUGACGCGGUCACUUAUUGCGAGCACGCGAAACGCAAGACUGUUACUGCAGUGGAUGUGGUCUAUGCUCUGAGACGCCAAGGCCGUACCCUGUACGGCUUCGGAGGCUGA
Messenger RNA from Gongylonema pulchrum, 348 nucleotides. NCBI's taxonomy places the organism in Eukaryota, Metazoa, Nematoda, Chromadorea, Rhabditida, Gongylonematidae. The record is from the annotation of a GenBank genome assembly.